Messenger RNA from Populus trichocarpa (black cottonwood), 583 nucleotides. RefSeq lists its product as uncharacterized. Lineage: Eukaryota; Viridiplantae; Streptophyta; Magnoliopsida; Malpighiales; Salicaceae. The record is from RefSeq and is a predicted model, not a curated record. The transcript has a single exon. Bases 101 to 277 code for a protein of 58 amino acids.
AACCAUUCUGAGUAAUAAACUAAACUACUGAAGAGUCUAGACAUACAGAAACCCAUUUGGCAAUUCUUUGGCAAGAGACAAGAGAAGAGAGAAAGAAGAGAUGAUACUGGUGGCGAUAAUGGCGGAGCUGAUGGAGGAGUACACGGCGUUGCUGACAAGUGUUUUGGAGCAUUUGUUUAACGAGGCACCUUUUCCAAGAAGGGUUCGUUUUCUCAUACUCCAUAACCUUCCUUUUGCUUCCUCUGCUCAUCCUCCUCUACUUAGACCUCCUAACUAGACUUCACUGAAUACUAUAAAUAUAUUGUUAACAGGGAGUUUUCUCCCCUCCCACCAACCUCUUUACUGAAGCUUAAAUUCUUGAGGGAUUUGUUUUGCUCUGUAAAUUGUUGGAGAGUUUAUCAGAGAUUUUUCAUAUAUUAUGUUCCUCUCCCACUGCUCAUCCUCGUUGUUUUGCUCUGUAAAUUGUUCGAGCACUCCACAGUUUCAGAUUAGCUGGGUUUGAUUUUGUAAUCUUUUUCUUAAUCCAUUGUGUUAUCUUUAUAGAUUAAUUAAUUAGAUUAUCUUUUAAAUUGAUUGAGUGAAA